Molecule: messenger RNA, 1282 nt
Organism: Pungitius pungitius (ninespine stickleback)
Lineage: Eukaryota; Metazoa; Chordata; Actinopteri; Perciformes; Gasterosteidae
Gene: pgap2
Product: post-GPI attachment to proteins 2
Exons: 6
Coding region: 216-974 (252 amino acids)
Biological process (GO): GPI anchor biosynthetic process
Cellular component (GO): endoplasmic reticulum membrane; Golgi membrane
Source: RefSeq, a predicted model, not a curated record
AAUAGACCACAGAUUUAUUUUGAGCGGUUUCAUAUUUGAUUCAGAUAUUUUUUUAAAUGUAAAGCCGACAGAAUCCUUAGCUAACGUUAGCUCAUUAGCUAUCGAAGCUAACCGGAUCCACUUUUUGGCCUUAGCUUAAUUUGAGCUUAAGGUGGACAAAUGCGCGUGAAGCGGAGCACCUGGUCGCACGAGCCCGUGGAGCCGUAAAGGUCAGGAUGCUCUCGGGGCCGCAUGGCGCUCUGGACAGGCCCCUCCUCCGGCUCCCCUUCACCAGCUUGGCGGUGCUGACGGUGCUGCUGCCUCUGACCGGCCUCCUCGGCUGCCUCUUCCUGUCGCUGGUGUACCACUACGAGGACGCCACCUACACACACUGCCAUGUGUCGAACUACCUCCCGUCCAUCAGCGCCGCCAUCAGCCGCGUCCCGGAGCGCUACGUGUGGCGCUGCUGCGUCGGCCUGCACUCGGCGCCGCGCUACUUGGUGUCCGCCGCCUACUUCGCCUUCUACCGCGCCCGCUUCGCCCUGCGGCUCCCGGAGCUGCUGCUGAGCGCGCUGGUUCUCCUCUGCAGCCUCGCCGAGAACACGGGCCUGAUGCUGCUCACCUACGUGGCGUCCACCGAGUCCUACAGCGUUCAUAAAAACGCCUUCAUCGUGUUCAUCGUCUGCUCGCUGCUGCACAUGCUGCUCACCUGCAGGCUGUGGCAGGUGAUCAGGAGACACUACGUGAACCCAGAGGAGAUCGCCUCGUUUCGCUGGAAGCUUCGUCUCUUCCUGUUUAACGUCAGCUGCUGUCUGAUCGCCGGAUACUUCUUCAGACGCCACAACGAGUACUGUGAGCCCGGAGUCUACACCCUGUUCGCCCUCUUCGAGUACCUGGUGGUCUUCUCCAACAUGGCCUUCCACAUGACGGCCUUCUGGGACUUCGGGAGCAAAGAGGUGAUCGUGGCCACGCCCCCCGAGGACAAGCGAUACUGAAGCACCUCACGGGUUGGAAGGCGCUGCAGAGGAGAUUAAACUUUCAUUCCCAAACACCGAGUUCUUCAACCUUCUUACGAAGCAGCGUUGUGUCAUGUUGGUAAUAGUUUAACUCUUUUAUGAGCUUCAGCUGUAAUACCAAGAUGUUCCAUCAUCUGUUUGCGAAGGUCGACUUCAACCAGAGAACAGUAAGUGACCACAGAAGGACUGAGGAGAACCUAUAUGUCUCUGGUAGAGACCUGUCAAUCAGUGUUUAGCCCCGCCCUAAAGCAUUUCCUGCUUUAUGGUCAGUUUGACUCUAAAUGGAC